Dracunculus medinensis (Guinea worm) is the source of this 981-nucleotide messenger RNA. Lineage: Eukaryota; Metazoa; Nematoda; Chromadorea; Rhabditida; Dracunculidae. The record is from the annotation of a GenBank genome assembly.
AUGCCAACGCGAAUUCGUAUCGCACUCCCUCUAACUGGAUUUACAACUGUUUUAGGUUCCAUUAAAAGUCCAAUAGCUGCAUUAAGGAUUCUUUCGGUAUCGUCUUCAGUUGUGUCACAGCGCUAUCGAUCAUCAAUGCUCGCCUUACUUCUUCUUUGCAUCUCCGCUGAUUUCUCAUUGCAGCAAGGACAGCAGCCGCCGCCCCCACCGCCUCCGCUGCCCCCACUGCGACCGCUGCCUCCACCGCCUCAGCAGCCGCAGCAGCCGCAACCGCAGCAACUGCCGCAACCGCAGCAGCAGCCUCCGCAACCACAGCAGCAGCCGCCUCCACCACCGGCACUACCUGCACUACCACCGGUACAGCAGCGGCCUGAUUACGAGAAUUUGCUUAGGGACACUAUUGCAGAUUGUCUUAGCGAUUACCAGUGCAGAGUAUUUGAACAUUGUGUGGUUGGUAAAUGCAUACGCGAUACAAGAGCUUGUCCGGGUGGUACUUGUCCAGCAGGAAUGGUUUGCGUUGCUGGACGAUGUCUUCCGGACCCUCUAAUAGCAACAACGGAAUCCAUAUUGGGAAGACUCAAAGAAGAAUGCCCCUCUCCAUGGACAUUUAGUCAACAGUUUAACGCAUGCUAUUAUGUUGGUCGUGGUUCAUACAAUUUCUUCACAGCUAGCGCAGAAUGCCGUAGGCUUGGUGGAACAGUUGCAUCGAUCGGUUCAAGUGAAGAAAUGACUUAUGUAAACGGUCUGGUCGGUUCUGGUGCGUAUUGGAUUGGAUAUCAUCAUACAAGAUUCUCUUCGAAUUGGGAAGAUGGAUCGCCUGUAGGCUUUACGAAUUAUAGACGAGGGCAGCCAGAUGGAUGUUGUGGUGGUGCAGGAUGUACGCUAGUUAAUUACAGAAGUAAUUUGGGAGAAUGGGAUGAUGCUGGAUGCCACGUAAUAUGGCGUACACCAACUUAUGCAGUUUGUAAGAAGCCGCGUUAA